AUGGCCCCUAUAAAUUCCAUGCUCGAGCCCCGGCAGUCAAGCGGCGAGAGCUGCCCAAGCACAAUCUCCGGCGGUGGAAUUGCGGGUAUCGUUAUCGGCUCCAUCGCAGGGACCCUCCUCAUCCUCUGGCUGUGGCGAAUAUUCCGACUCCCCGCUGCAUGGAGCGGUGGCGAUACGCCUGACGUCGGCUACCGGCCUCCAAUUACUCGCAGCAGCACGAGUAGCCGCGGAAAGCGACAGCGCCGUCGGCCGUCUGCGACGUACGUCGACUAUGUUGAGAAGCCGACUACGGUACGCAGUUCGCGCCGGUAUAGGGAUCAUGAUGAUUUGCGACGGCCGGCUAAGGUUUAUCUGACGGAGCCAUGA
This is a messenger RNA of Penicillium mononematosum, 366 nucleotides long. RefSeq lists its product as uncharacterized. Lineage: Eukaryota; Fungi; Ascomycota; Eurotiomycetes; Eurotiales; Aspergillaceae. The transcript is spliced from 2 exons. Bases 1 to 366 code for a protein of 121 amino acids. The record is from RefSeq and is a predicted model, not a curated record.